AUGCCAAAGCAUGGCUCAUUUGAUGACUUUUUAAAUGACUGUUUGGAAUACAAAAAAAAGAUUGACUGGGGUGAUGACGAUAUGAAAGAAGGUGAACAAGAGAACGGUGAGCAAGAAGUACAUGAAGAUGCAAGCCCAUUUCCCACACUAGAAGAGGCUGCAAAAAUGGCACAAGGGAUACAAACCAAACCACAAAUCAAAGAAAAGAAAUGUGACAACCCUGAUGUUGUGGUUAAUAAUGAUGAUGAUUUUUCUAUGGAUUUUAUUCCUCCUGUUUAUGAGCAUGCUAAACCACCACCUCCUAUGCAACCAUACUUCCAACCAACAACAGAUGGCAACCCUAUAGGGUUAUCAACUUUAGUGGUAUUAUCAACCGGUGCUGGCAAGUCUUUGUGUUAUCAGCUACCCGCAUAUAUGUAUGCACAGAAAUAUAACUGUAUGACGUUGGUUAUUUCACCAUUGGUGUCUUUGAUGGACGAUCAGGUAGUUGGUUUACCAAAAUGCCUGAAUGGUGCCUGUCUUCAUAGCGGUAUGACGAAAGCGCAAAGAACUAAAGUAGUGAAGCAAAUCUUAGAGGGUAAAAUCCACGUCUUGUUGAUUUCACCAGAAGCAUUAGUUGGUGGCGGUGGUAGUAAAUCUGGCUGCCUGCCUCCUAUUUCACAGUUACCUCCAGUGGUUCUGAAAGAAAGCCUUGGUGUGCAGUGUAUGUUAGGUUUGACUGCUACAGCUACUUUGGCGACUGCAUCCAGCGUAGCAUUACAUCUGGGUAUCAAUAACUAUCAAAGGGCUGUAGUGCGAGGCUUUGGUUGGUCUAUGAAAGGUGAUAGAUUCUGUUCCUUGGAUUCCAUUAUCAUUUACUGUACUAGACGUGAAGGAACGGAACGUCUUGCAUCUUUGUUAAGAACCUGUCUGCCGGAUACCCCCCUACACGAGGAAUUCCAUGAAGAAAACGAAACAGAAACAGAAAAAGAAACAAAGGGCAAGGCUAAAGGCAAAGGCAAAGGUGCUGUUUACAUGUCUACAGUUGGUAUAUACAUCUGUCUAGGUGUUGUUUACAUGUCUAAGUUGCAAUGCUUAGGAGAGGAAUUUCCUGAUGACGGGAUAGACUAUUCAGAAAUCUCUGAAGAACAGAUGAUGCUUGGUGUAAAUGCUACCAACGAUUCUCCCCUAGAUGACAAUUUAUCACACAGUAACAACACACCCCACAGUGACAGCAUACCCCAAGGGAAAAAGUCACCCCACAGUGACAGCAUACCCCAAGGGAAUAAGUCACCCCACAGUGACAGCACACCCCAAGGGAAUAAGUCACCUCACAGUGACAGCACAUCUGAUAAUGACAACUCACCCCACAAUGACAAUACACAAGAAAAAAGCAGCAUGGAAUCCACUGGUCAUGAGAACACAUCACCAAAGAGAUUACCACGAUUAUGUCCAGGCCAUGAAAGAGCAUUGUCUAUUGAUGAAACUGUAGAAAACUUGGAUAUGAAGGAAGAAGGAGUUGCAACAUUGCUGUGUUACCUGGAGCUACACCCCCAACAAUGGCUUGAAAAUCUCCAACCAACCACAGGCUUGUGUCGCAUCAGUUGUUACGGUGGACCCAAGCAAUUACUCAGUACGUCCAAGAAAUGUCCCCCUCUUGCGGCAGCUAUUGCGUUUGACAGACGUAAAGGAAUAUCUCACCGUAACGAUGCAAGCAUUGAGUUCCCAGUGGUAGAGGUUGCUAGCAGCAUGGGAUGGGAUUCCUGGCCAGUCAAAAAAGAACUGAGACAGUUACAGUGGAAUAAUGAAGCUGUGUCUGGUAGACCAAUCGGUGGUAAAAGCGGUGUUUUUGUAGAAUUCUCGGAUAUCUCUUUUCAUUUCCGCUCUCCUGGUGAUUUAACGGAUGAUGAAUUGGAUGGCGUUUGUGACUUUCUAGCUGGCAGAGUCAAAUCGCAAGAGAAGGCAGAACUUUAUCAAUUGCAAUGUGUGUAUGACUCUCUUCAUAGCGUUUCAUUCAGUGACUAUUGGCAUUGUAGUGAUGACGUCAACACAAAACGCAGUGAAAAACUCAAAGGCAUGCUGCGAGAGUAUUUUGAGAGGCAGCCAACUGACACAUCUGGUAAGAUUGGAAAAUUGACGUUUGGACAAGAGUUGAGUUCUGAAAUACUGAACACAAUGCAAUUACAAGAAAAAAUUGAAAAUGAAAUCCAGAUACGCCAAGAAGUCAGAAGUUUUAUUUGCCUACACCAUGAUAGAGACUUCAGUGGCAGAGCUAUUGCUCGUAUAUUUCACGGCAUUGAAAGCCCAUGUUACCCAGCCAAAGUAUGGGGUCGAGACAGACGAUACUGGCGAUGUCACCUCGAUGCUGACUUUAAUUCAUUGAUUAAAAUAGCUAACUCUGAAAUUUUGAGUCUUAGAUAA
Molecule: messenger RNA, 2400 nt
Organism: Saccoglossus kowalevskii
Lineage: Eukaryota; Metazoa; Hemichordata; Enteropneusta; Harrimaniidae
Product: ATP-dependent DNA helicase Q4-like
Biological process (GO): DNA replication; double-strand break repair via homologous recombination
Cellular component (GO): cytoplasm; chromosome; nucleus
Molecular function (GO): 3'-5' DNA helicase activity; four-way junction helicase activity; nucleic acid binding
Source: RefSeq, a predicted model, not a curated record